Microthlaspi erraticum is the source of this 322-nucleotide messenger RNA. The record is from the annotation of a GenBank genome assembly. NCBI's taxonomy places the organism in Eukaryota, Viridiplantae, Streptophyta, Magnoliopsida, Brassicales, Brassicaceae.
ACCGGCUGGCCGAGGAACGAUUGUUCCGCGCUCGGCCAAAACCGAAUUCGUCCGACUGAUGUCUCGGCCAAUGCUUCAAGCCAUCCGGCCGAUCACGCAGUACGACCCGGGAUACAUUGUCCCGCGGUCGGCCAAGUUUCAAGCAACCACGCCAAGCCGCGCACGACCAAGGCGCGCGACCCGGGAAACAAAGCCGCACGGCCGCGCAACUCGUUCCGCGUACCACGGCCGAUGCACUCGUCCGACCAGGGGAAGAUCGACCCACGUCCGGCCGAGAUCUUUUCCAGCGAAUGCCAUCACUUUCGUGUGGGGAGUCGCCUAA